Molecule: messenger RNA, 498 nt
Organism: Colletotrichum lupini
Lineage: Eukaryota; Fungi; Ascomycota; Sordariomycetes; Glomerellales; Glomerellaceae
Exons: 1
Coding region: 1-498 (165 amino acids)
Source: RefSeq, a predicted model, not a curated record
AUGAAUAUGACGGAAGCACUCGGCCUAGCUGCGAGCGUCAUUGCCGUGGUCGACGUAACCGCCAAAGUCGGGAGCGCCACGCUCAAGCUCAUGAAACUGUGGAACGAGGUAAAGGAAGUACCAACAAUGCUUCUACAGAAAGCGGAACGUGUCAGAGAUCUAGAGGACUUCCUGCUUGAUGCCGAAGACCACAUCCAAAGUAGCCCGCUGCCACAAGGCUUCUGGAGUACGAACUACCGCUUGCAGCAACACAUUGAAAAGGUCCGCCGUGCACUUGACGAGGUUCAAGAUAUGGUGGACGAUUUACAAGCCAAGUUGACUGCCCGAAAAGACGGCUUCAGAAGCAAGCUGUUGUUGUCGGAUUGGAAGUCCAAUUCGACCGCGGCAUACAGCCGACUGCGCAGGGGCCAAUUGGGGGCCCUAUUUACGAUUAUCGUAGCCAGCCCAACCUACGGUUGGAACCUCCUUUUUACACCUACUACGCAGAUAUUCAUAUAG